AUGGAUUCCGACCCGGAGGUGGUGCUGGUGGAAAAAAUUGAAGACGACGAAAUUUCUACAGAUAAAGACAGCGGCAUGGAAUCGGCCACCGGCAGCAAGGAUGAAACACCGGAACGCAAACCCUCGACGCCUGAAGAAGCGCCCAAACAGUCGGAACCUGUAAAACCGGCCGUCACCCCAGAAGCUGCACCUGUCGCUGCAGACUCAUCAGCAUCAGCGUCGGCGGUGACGGCGCCCCCUGCUGCACCUGCAGCUGCCCCAUCAGCACCCUCCACUUCCCGGCCUACCGCAUCGUCCUCCCCGCCGCAACAGCCCACCAAGACAGUGGCACGCACUAGUGCAAACGAUUACGAUGACGAACCGGACGAGACGUUGGGAGAGCGGCUGUGGGGUUUGACGGAAAUGUUCCCGGAACCGGUGCGCCAGCUUACCGGCACCGUUUCGGAUCUUACCGUGCGAAGCGUGAAGGGGCUUUACUCGCUCACCUGCAAUGUCUCGUGGAUUUUCUUCACUAGCUCAAUGAUACUGCUGGCCCCGGUUGUGUUCGAGGUGGAGCGUGCCCAGAUGGAGGAGAUGCAAAAGUCACAACAGAAGCAGGUCUUGCUUGGGCCGGGUGCGGCCGUUGGUGGUGGUGCACCAGGUGGCAUGCCGGCCUUACCACCGAUGGCAGCGGCUCGAUAAGCGUGUUUUACAGUAGCAGCAAAAGAAUCCUACGAA
Molecule: messenger RNA, 717 nt
Organism: Anopheles maculipalpis
Lineage: Eukaryota; Metazoa; Arthropoda; Insecta; Diptera; Culicidae
Gene: mge
Product: mitochondrial import receptor subunit TOM22 homolog
Exons: 3
Coding region: 1-681 (226 amino acids)
Biological process (GO): intracellular protein transport
Cellular component (GO): mitochondrial outer membrane
Source: RefSeq, a predicted model, not a curated record